Molecule: messenger RNA, 554 nt
Organism: Pelobates cultripes (western spadefoot toad)
Lineage: Eukaryota; Metazoa; Chordata; Amphibia; Anura; Pelobatidae
Source: the annotation of a GenBank genome assembly
CACAGGAUUACCACACACGCAUCAAUGUAUACAUGGCGAUAUUACAUGGUCGGACCACGCCCCAGUGAUACUGACACUCACUGACGCAUUCACAUACAAAGGCAAAGGCUCAUGGAGACUAAACAACUCACUGCUCCACGAUCGAGACUUCACUCUCACACUAGAACAAGAACUUAAACAUUACUUCACUAUUAACAAGGACCCCCAGAUCACGGCCCCGACCCUGUGGCAAGCACACAAAUCAGUCAUGCGAGGACUGAUGAUCCGCAGAGCAUCAUAUCUCAAUAAGCAAAGGCGAGCAACACUUAUGAAACUGCUCAUACAGCUAAGAGAUACCACCCAAACAUAUCACCAAACAAAACAACAGGAUCUCCUACCGGAAAUCCAAAACAUCACCACCAAAAUUAAUGACCACCAAUUCCAAAAAACGGCAUACAUUCUGAAAAAAUUUAAGAUGAACCACUAUGCGAAAGGGAACAAAGCUAGCAAAUUGUUGGCCAACAUGCUACGCAAAAAGCAAUCUAAUGCUAAGAUUCCAUACAUUCUCUCAAAAG